UCAGCACUUAACAUGCGAAGUAACAAAUAUGAUUUCGGAAAACUGGGUUUUUGGAUGUGCCGUAAAUAAUAUGCGCUACUGGGGGCUCGUAUUGAUAGGACCAAUUAUGGCCAAUCUGGAAGUCGAGAUCGAUAGACUACCCAACACCCUAAUUGUAAGAGGCAAAUACACGAUAGAGAUAACUUUAUCUCUCAACACUAUCAAUAAAGAAGAAAGCUUCCUGAAAGAUGCAGAACAAAAGUUCCGUACGACGUGCAAGGAACUGGAGGAGAAAAUAACCUCUAUUAAGUGCAUGCGAGCGACCCAGCAUCUCCGAGGAACGUUGGAAGAAAUUUACAAUAAGGGUAAUUUUAUAAAAACAUAUUUUAAUAUUAGAGAGCGAAAACGCAGCAUAUGGUCGGCGUUGGGAGCAAUGGACUCAAAUGACAGAACUAGAUUAGACUAUGACAUGGACCAACUUAAAGGCAACGAAAAAAAAUCAAAAAACGGUUUAAUCCACCAGGCAAACGUGCUGCAAAGCACAUAUAAUUUUGUGAAUACUUCGGUUUUGAACAUGGAUACACAUUUGAUGGCCAUGAAGAAUAAAGUUGAAAAAUUAAAAUUUGAAGUGGUCAAGUACGCAAACUUCACCCAAAAUACCGAAAAUAUUAUCAACCUAGAAACCAGACUAUUAGAAAUGGGUUUAUGGUUAAAUAGUCUCAGCAGCAAGCAGGAGAAAAAGUUAGAUACACUCGUUGCGGCUUUAACACAGCAUACAUCAGCAAAUAAUAUUUUGAGAGGUCUAGUUCCACCGGGCGCUCUAAUAGACAAGUUAAAAUUAUUAGAAACCACUAUAGACGGAGGAUUAUCAUUUCCGCAUGACAAAGACGGACGAAUUACGAUUGAUAUGCUGAACAAUAUCAAUUAUGAGCAUGAGCUUAUAGACAAAGAACGAAUAAAUUUUAAGUUCUACGCACCGCUUGUAGGAACAGAAUAUUUCGAAACACGCCGAGUUGCAAUUAUGCCUCAAUUGACAAAUUUUACAGUCCUCAUUAGACAUAUAGAGGAAAAUAUAGUCAUGUUUAAAUAUGAGAGUGAUUGGGGGUACACUCUAACAAGCGACGAAUACACUAAAUGUACUAAAUUAAAAGGCGUCACAAUAUGUGACAUUAGCACGGCCCAGGAAAAUUUGAAAAGGGCCCAAAAAUGUGCGACUGGAAUUAUUUUAGAGAAAAAUACGGUGCGGUGCCAAGCAAAAGCAGUGGUGACUAACCACACUAUGUGGUUCGCGACAAGAUCUAGAAAUAAUUGGAAAUACCUUGCACCAAUGAAAACAAACAUUACCAUUGAAAUAAACGGAAACAUGACACAGCAAACCGUAGACGGUGCGGGCAUUAUAAGAUUGACCCCGCAUAUGGUAGUACACACUGAUUUUAUACGACUAGAAUACUACGAGACAAAUUAUGAAUGGGACACAAACGUUACAUUACUACCAGACAACAUAAACAGAAUAGAAACACAGGACGUGGUGAGCCGACCUGAUUUUAGGCGGUUACAAUUAAUUUCCAUUCUCUUCCAAAGAAGGAUUAAGAAAAAUCCUAAAUGGAAAAAACAUCUUUGGAAAAACUUGUCAUUAAUAUGCAUGGACAAGAUGAUGAAAUCAUUUCUCUUGUCAAUUUGUUUCAACAUCGCAAGUGUUGAAACUUGAAAUUCCAUCCACCACUCAUGUUAUGAAAAUAUGAAAAGUGGAUCAUAAUCAAAGAAGGUAUUGUUUUGAUUAUGGAGGCAAAAACAAUACCUCAGUUAUUAAAUCGAACGCAAGUUCGAAUGUUUUAAGUUUAUAUUUACAGCAAAAAACUCCAAUUCGCGGAUGUUUAAUCAAAACAUGCAACCGAGCGGAUUUACGAAAAAGUCAACAACGAUUGCAUCAGCCGUGCACGGGCACGUUCGCGAGGAAAGAGACGGAAGAGCGGCCCGCUCUCGUGAGAAGACGACGCCGCGGGAAAAAUUCGGAGUGACCGGAGUAGCGGCGAAGACUUAAGCUGGGACUUCAAGGAAGUCCGAGGUCGUUAUAGUGAUACCCCUCGUGAGGCAGGUGCCUACGUCGUUAUAGAUAGUCCGCGGUUCGUUUAGGUGUUAACGCUUAAGUUUUAUUCCGCGAGGCAGAAGUGAUGCCCGUUGUUUAAGUUUCGGUUUAGUGUUUAAGUGAUUUAAUAUUUUUUCAACUUAACUGAUAGAUUAAAAGUAAUUAAAAUCGAGCAGAUGUAGUGCAGUUAAUCAAAGGACAUAUCACAUCCAGCAGUAAUAGUGUCUAACCACUCGGUACGUAUUCCGCUUCAUUGGUGACAGCGCAAAAGAGCCUGAAAAGAUAGGCUCAGGUGCGCCGUUUUCUGGCUGGGCCAGUAGUGAAAAAGUAGAAAAAACUUACGUGCUUAAGUGACUUUGACGUAUCGGAAAAACAGACCCAAAUCAACGAAAGUGAAUGCCACGAAACGUGCAAGUCCAAUAUUUCUAAGGGCUCCUCCUCGAAGAUGGUCGAAACCUAAAAGAACAAAUAAAAAGGAUUAGAAGAAGAAACAGUGAAAGUGUUAGAGGAACAAUAAUAACAAUCCGAGAUCGACUGUUGACCAGUGUUACGCGAAUUCAAGUUUUCGAAAUCCAAUCGCAAUAGAUCCCACGGACAGGGAGCAGCUCACAGGGCACUGGAACCAGCAACAGGAUUCAACCUACAAAAAAAAUGAAAAUAAGGUAAGAUCAACCCAAGUGGUAACCAGCACAAAUAAAUUAACCUCCCGCUUUAAGGCCCUAGUUGGAAGACCCUAAUUCUAUUCUUGGUUCACAAUCAUAGAAAAAUACAAUUACUUACCCAUCCAACCUCACCGCCAUAGCGGACUGUUCACCACACUAUUCUGGCACAGAAUAUUCCACUUUCUGGCACAGAAUAUUCCACUACUACGACACUACAUUCUAAUCCGUGGCUAGUCACACGCCACUAAGAUAACCUCAGAAUUUUUUUUUAAUUUAAUGAACAAAUCAAACUAAAAAAACCAGGGGUACCGACCCGUACUGCCCAUACCGAAACAAAUUAAGAAUGACGACAAUCAAUAAUGCAUAAUUGCAUUUUUAUUAGUCGAUUGACACGGUUUCACACAUACCAGUGAAUCAAGUCCAUCGAAAAUUUUCCAAUUGGAAUGGAAACCUAAAAAUAUAUCAACUCACAGUGGGUCAAACACGUGAGUUGAUCACAUAAAAUAACAUCAAUAAAAUACCUUUUCAUUCGAGUUCCUCACAACUGGACUCAAAGUAAACAGCGAAACCAAAGAUCAGAGGAUCUAAGGUUCGAAACAGGAACGUUUUUUUUUUCUCUCUCUCUUUUAGUUUACUAAUACAUGAUCAAAUUUUUGUUAUUUCACAUCAUUACAUGAAUUUAACUUUUACAGCUAAAUAUCACAAAAGAUGACAAGUGACAAGAUGACAAGAUAGAUGAUGACACAAAUAUUAAUCCACUGAUGACAGGCAUCGCCAAAUUGUAUAGGAUUAAUCACGUCUCCGAUACAGCAAUAAUCGCGGAACGCAUAUGAGUAUGCGAUUAUUGCGAACAAAAGUGGGAAGAAGAAAACUAAAGCUUCAUCAUGACCUACGUCAAUAAUUGCAAAGCUUAGUAGCUACGCGAGACCUUGACCGUCAAACAAAUGGCACAUUGAGCCAGUAAUGAAAAAAUAAAAGUCCAAAAUUAAUUUUCACGGUUGAAACACAAACGGCAAUAAAGAGUGGUCAAGGCAUAAUUAGGAACUACGCUUAGAGGGAAAGAAAAAAAAAAAAAAAAAAUAAUAUAAUUAUCUUUAUAUAUUAAAGGGAAAUGUUUCUUCACAAAUGCAUAAUUUGAGAACAGAUAGAAGAAAUUGCAAGACUAUUGGUGUUGUUUAGUUCGUCUAGAGCCCCGACGGGUUUAUAAAUAAUAAUAAUAGGGGAAUUCCACUAGAAAAGAUAAUAAAAUAUUAGCAAUAAAAUUACAAAUUUGACACAUACUCAUCGGAGCAAAGCCCAUCAUGCAACACUCACUAUGAAAGUGGUACUCCAGGAGUAGCGACCAAAACGACUUAAGAAUUGCAUACUAAGCAAUUCACGCAGAGCCGCAAGGGGAACACAAUUCGAACGAAGCGAAGCACGUCGCACACAAUUUAAACAAAGCCGUGGUAUGAAAAGACUACACAUAGAACAAAAAGGUUCUAUACCCAAUACCAAGACAUAUAAAGACAUGCACGAUUGAAGGCAGUUAGCACGUUCAGCCGAUACUGGACUAAAUUUAGUACCACAAAUACAUUAAAAUUACUUAAUCCCAUAAGUAUGAAAAGGGGAGAAUAGAGCAAAAAGACCCAAACAAUCUAAAAAUUGGAAAAAACUCUCGGUAUCCCUACAAAUAUCUCCUUUCUCUUUUUAAGGUCAAAUAAUAUGCUGCUGGAAGCAGGAUUCAAUGACCAGAUUAGAGGAGAUCAAGGAAUACGUUGAACGGGAAUAUAAAAAUCUACUCAAAAGCAAAAAUAGGGCAAGAUCACUUCAAGGAAUUCUAACGAAAAAAGAACUCCUGAGGGAUCACCUAGAAGAAUUCGAAUCUUUAGUCCUUAAAUAUGAUAAAAGACUAAAGGACAAAGAUUGGAACAAGCUCACAGAUGACUUUGAGUUUGUAAAAACCAAAGUAGAGCAAUCCAUUAGAAUAUUAGAGGGAACUUCGAUAAUCCCAGAAAAAGAAAAUAAGAGGCAAAGACGAAACUCAGACUAUUAUAUCGAAGUGGUAAUUCCUACACAAGGAUUAAACCACUCGAUAUCCCUCGAGGAUUCGCAAAUUUGGGAAGCGUUACCCUUUACUUCAUCAUUUAAUAUAUCGGGUGAAGUAAAGAGCUUUCUACAAGACAAGAAUCAGAUAGAUAGAGAGGGAAAAAAAGGCAUCAGGAGAGGACUAUCCGAUAUCGUCUUCAUUUAUAUUACAAGAAGACGCUUCAAGCCGCUUCAAAUUUCCAGAUCAUAUUAGUCUGGAAAGCGAAACAAAUCCGGAAAAUAAAAACCAUACAGAGGAUUUUGAUUUCGAUAACACAAGUUUCAUUGAAACUUUAGAGAGGCUUAAAAAUAAAUAUUACAAAGAUAGUUUUUUCUUCAAUAGAUUACUAAAGAAGAAAAAAACCAAAAUGCCAGCAGAAACAACAAAAAUGAUGAUCGAUGCAGCUGCGAUCAUUCCAAUAUUCAGUGGAAAGGCGGAAGAACUAGAUCCCUUCCUACUACAAGUUGAUUAUUUUGCAACAGACAUCCCGGCAGCAGCUAGUCACACCCCAUUAUUGAAUGUGGUGUACACAAAGCUCAGAGGGGAUGCACUCAAACGGCUCAAUGAUAUAAGGGCCGAGAAAUGGCCCGAAGUUAGAUUAAAAAUGGAAAAACUUUUCCAGCCUGAAAAGAACAUCGGGGCAAUCUUCAAAGAAAUCGAAACCCUACACCAGGGUUAUUCAGAAUCAUUUGAGGAGUAUAAAACACGAGCCACAAAAAUUUACGAAAGUGUGAGAGAUAUCCCAGGACAGGAGGGAAAUGAUUCAUAUGUGUCAACACACCUAAGGAAACACUUCCUAGGGGGCCUGAGAAAUCACACUUUGAUUUCGGCAGGAAAGUCUCAACGAGAUAAAUCCUUUAUGGACUUGCUCGAAUGGCUACAAAAAGAAUGUGAGGAGGAAGAAGAACUCCAGGAUAUCCACAGAAGGACGAAACCGGAGAACUCACCAAAUUCUCCUCACAGAAAAAAUUAUAACAACAUGAACAAUAACACUCAAGGAGUUGCUUAUUUAAAUAACAACUUCAGAAGAAACAAUAAUAACAAUUACCAGAACAGAGGACACAAUCCUCAGGCAAAUAAUCAAAAUCAAAGUUACCAGAACAACUACCAAAACAAUGGUAGUAGCAAUAAUUACAGAAAUAAUGGUAAUAAUACAAACUACCAAAAUAAUGGUAGUAAUUACCACGGAAACAGGAAUAAUAAUAAUUAUCAAAGAAAUGAUAAUAACCAUUCCAAUUACAGGAACAGUAAUAGUUUCCGGGGGAACAAUACCGAUUUUAGACCACAGAAUAACGAUUACCGAGGAAAUGGCCAAAAUAAUGGCUUUAACAGAAAUGAUAACCGCGGUAAUUAUCAAAACGGUCAUAAUUCAAAUUAUAGGAAUAAUGACCGAAACAAUGAUACCAAUAAUAACAACAGAAACAAUGGUAGAAAUUCCUACGAAGGAAGACCCUUUCAGGGAAACCAACCUAGGAACCACCAAGGCCAAUAUGGUAAUAACAGGGAUUACAGAAGAGAUGGGUCAAAAAACUAAAAAGGAGGGAUUCAAUAAACCAAAGGUUGACGGAAUCCCAAUUUAAAAGCUGCCUUUUUACAUCAUCAAAACCAAGAACACAAAAACUAAAAAACAAAGAGACUAUAAAUAAAACAACAGAAAUUAAGUUUCCAAUAAAAGAGACCCACGAUCAGAGGUUUAGUCUAAUACUAAAUACACUCGAAAGAUCGAAUGAGUAUACUGAUUAUCUACUAGAUACAGGUGCUCAACCAAAUAUAAUAUCAUUAAGAAGAGCUAGAAAAGUCGGUGCUGUAUAUAUAGAUAAAUCCGACAGAUCAGAAAUCAAGGGAGUGACCAAUAGUGAAGCAUUGAAUUCCAUUGGCUCUACUUGGAUAAACCUAAAGAUAUUAGAACAUGUAAUCCCGACAAAAUUCUACGUGAUUGACGAAUUAUCAAUUCCAGCAAUACUUGGAGCAAAAUUCAUGAAAAGCCAUAUUGAUUCGAUUGGAGGUAACUUUAAAUAUGUUAUCUUCAAAUUGAACAUUCCAAAGAAAUCAAUUGAAGAUAAAGACAAGGUUGAUAUUAAAGUAUCGAAGAUUACCAAUAAUAAUUCUAGAAAACCCGAACAAAUAUUCAUAGCAAAUUAUCAGGAUGAAGCUAUAUUAUCUAACAGUGAAUCUGAAGAUGAAUACUUCGAAGAUGAUUACACCAGUGAAUAUUUAGAAAGUUCAGAUGAUCAUGGAGAAAAUAAUUCAAGCUACUUUAAUAGUUUAAAACCUGAAAUAGGCUCUGCCGACAAUGGAGAUGAAGAUUACUUCGAAAUAUCUUCCGCGGACGAAGAGGAACCAAUUACAGAACCCGAUAACGAAUUUAAAAUGGAAGAUUUGGAUUCCAAUCAAGAUUAUAGCUUAUUGGAGAACAAAGGAAUUACACAAGCAAGAGGAGGAGAAAGAGUGAAAAAGGUUUUGGAUAGCCUGAAACUCCAACAUCUCGAAAAAAAUACAUUUUUUGAAAUGGAAAAUAUAAUGGCAGAAUAUAGUGAUAUAUUCUUCCUGAAAGGGGAUAAGUUGACUAUCACAGAUGCAGCAAUGCACGAGAUAGAGACAACAACCAAUGUCCCUAUAAAUAAGAGGCAGUAUAGAUUCCCAGAAUCUACAAAAAAACAAAUUAAUGAAGAAAUAGACGAAAUGCAUCGCCAAGGCAUAAUAAGGCCUAGCAAAAGUCCAUGGAAUGCACCAGUUUUGUGCAUACCUAAGAAGGAUUUAGAUGCGGAAGGGAACAAAAAGUACAGAAUUGUAGUAGACUUUAGAGCUCUCAAUUUGGUUACUAAACCAUUUGUUUACCCCAUUCCCCUAAUAGAUGAGAUGUUAGAUACUAUAGGGGAUAGUAAAUAUUUUUCUACAUUGGAUUUGAAAUCAGGAUUUUAUCAAGUUCCGAUUGAUCCAAGAGAUGCGGCGAAAACAGCAUUCUCAACCCCGAAUGGACAUUAUGAAUAUACGAGAAUGCCCAUGGGACUAAGAAAUAGCCCAUCAACUUUUCAAAAAUUAAUGAACUCAGUGCUAUAUGAAUUGCCAGACAUAAGGGCUCGGGUCUAUCUUGACGACAUUUUAAUAUACGGAAGAAGCAUAAAAGAACACAACGAAAAUCUGAUCAGAGUGUUGAGAGCUCUGAGAAGACAUAACUUGAAAGUGGAAACCUCAAAAUGUCAAAUAUUAAAAACAAAGAUAAAUUAUUUAGGACACACUAUUGACGAACACGGUAUACGUCCUAUGAAAGAUAAUAUUGAAGCUGUAAGGGAUAUGCCAGUUCCAAAGACAGUAAAAGGAGUGCGCUCAUUCUUGGGAACAGUGAAUUUUUAUGGAAAAUUCAUCCCAAAAAUAGCGGAAACUCGAAAACCUUUGAAUGAUUUAUUAAAGAAAAAUGUUCGUUUCAAAUGGUCAGACGAAUGCCAAAGUGCAUUUGAGAAAUUGAGAAAUUUUCUAACAUCGGAUACUCUUUUGGUAAGACCAAAGUAUAACGAUACCUUUGUGUUAACUACGGAUGCGAGUGACUACGCAAUUGGAGCAGUCCUCUCAAAUGAAAAAACACCAAAUCGACCCAUAGCCUACGCUAGUAGAGGCUUAGUAGGGGCCGAAAUAAGGUAUCACGUAAUCGAGAAGGAAUUACUUGCCAUUGUUUGGGCAGUAAAUCGAUUCAAGCACUAUAUAUAUAAUCAAAAAUUCAUCGUUUAUACAGAUCACAGACCUUUAGUUUCUCUGUGGAAUCUGAAAGAAACAUCUCACACCUUAACUAGGUUGAGAUUGAAAUUGCAAGGUCUGGAAAUGGACAUACGAUAUAAACAAGGACGAGAAAAUAUAGUAGCCGACUUUUUGUCAAGACUUCAACAUGAAAAUGUUGAAAAGGCCAACGACACUAACGAAAAUACGGUCGCUGUGUUGACUCGUCAACAAAAACGACAACAGGAUUUACUCAUAAAUGAUGAUGAGAAUUCCGAUGAUGUCCCUGAAGAUGAAAUCUCCAAGAUAUUAAACUCUGACAUUUCGGACAACGAAAAAGUUACCUUAAACGACACAAAUGACGCCUUAAAAGACGCAACAUAUCUAUCAGCGGAGGACUUCAAAAUCGCUCUGAAACAGGAAUUGAUUGAUGAAUCAAAAGUGGUUAUUACAAAAACUAUUAAAGAUGAAAAAUCAUGCGACGCAAGAUUUGUCAUCCUAAAUAGCAAAACUGCUUUCAAUGAGUUAACAUCUUUAUAUGAUUACCCUCACGGUAUCAAAGAUUGGGUCAAAGAUAACCUUUUGACACAUCCUUCAAAUAAGGUAGCAGGAAUAUUACUCGAAGGGAAGAACAACUCCCUAAUGAAUUUUGACAAUUUUAUUGAUUUAAUGUUAACAUAUUUCAAUAACUGCCCGGAUUUCAUUCUAAACGCAAAGACAAUUCACAUGAUCUCGUUUAGAAAGAUAAAGCAAUAUCAGAUUUUACAAAUAGUAAAAUAUAUUGCGUGGAAAUUGGAUAUCAACAUCAUUUUAUACAACGCAGACAGUGAACGAACUAUAGUAAACAAGGACGAAAUUCAAACAGUUUUGCAUGAAUUCCACGAUGCGCCUCUUGGUGGACACGUAGGAGCAAAACGAAUGCAUCAACGAAUAGGCACACUUUUUGUAUGGCCUAACAUGAGAAGAGACAUUGAGAAUUAUGUAAAACAAUGUGACUCAUGUCAGAAGAACAAGAUUUGGAGCCAU
This is a messenger RNA of Wyeomyia smithii (pitcher-plant mosquito), 9532 nucleotides long. RefSeq names its product probable serine/threonine-protein kinase dyrk1. Bases 5163 to 6329 code for a protein of 388 amino acids. The record is from RefSeq and is a predicted model, not a curated record. Lineage: Eukaryota; Metazoa; Arthropoda; Insecta; Diptera; Culicidae. The transcript is spliced from 2 exons.